Molecule: messenger RNA, 4525 nt
Organism: Cryptomeria japonica (Japanese cedar)
Lineage: Eukaryota; Viridiplantae; Streptophyta; Pinopsida; Cupressales; Cupressaceae
Exons: 23
Coding region: 1211-3805 (864 amino acids)
Biological process (GO): protein import into nucleus
Cellular component (GO): nuclear envelope; cytosol
Molecular function (GO): small GTPase binding
Source: RefSeq, a predicted model, not a curated record
UGUAAAUAUUUGUAUUAUAGUGUAUUAUAAAGUAGGUAGAUAGGAAUAAAGGCCAGAAAAAGAGUUGUAGUAAAGUUAACGGCCAAAAAAUGGCGGGAAAAAUGACUACAAUCAUAAAUCCACUCACCCUAGGAAAUUCUAUAAAUACUCUUCAUCACUAUUAUAGCAUCCACUUUCUAACUCAUGCCCUCUUUCUACUACACUCAUUCUGUUCCUGCGAAAUUAGCUUUGCACGUACAAACCCUAGCUAUCUUUCUACAUUCACGACCACAACCUAUAGUUGUUGCAAUGGCUGCCCUGGUUCUCGUAGCCGCUACUGAUAAGCCGCAACCCAAAUAUUAAAGAUUUCCUUACAAAGUCAUGGGGGUUAGUCUCGAGGGUGCUUUCUCUAGGAUUCCCACCAAUGUCAUCUACAUGGAAGAUGUGAGAAAGUAUAUUCAUGUGCCUACAAGGGAAAUUGAUCACACAACAUUUGAAGAACUAAGGAGAGUCUUGCUACAACCUGGGAGUAGCCUUUACUUAUCUUAGUAUACCUGAAUUGGAGAAAAUAAGUUGGAUGUGUGGAAAGACUUUCCAGAUUUUGUUGUUGAAUAUUAAUGGGUCUGAUUGGUGUUUAGCUGAAUGCAUGACGAGUACUUGUACUUAGACAAACCCUACCAGAUCACAAAGGAGGCCAUUCAAACCGUUAUCGGAUUGCUAGCAUAAGGAGCAAGUUUGUUGAAGAAAGCUAUCAAGAAUGCUCAGCUUAUGAAGCUCACCAGGGGCUACUUUUGAUGGGAGGAGCUUGGACAUCAACAAUAUCACAAACCUAGCUGUGAAAUACGCCACAAAGGUGAUUGCCCACAAGAUCUAUUUUACCAACCAGGAGGGUUCCGCCACAGCUACAACUAUCCACAUGACAUAUCAAAUGGUGGUCGAAGGAAAAGAUUUUGAUCUCUAUGAAAUUCUUAGAAUGGAGCCACUGGAGAACACCGCCCAGACAAAGAACACAAGUUACAAUUUCUGAGGCAUCAGCAGUGCAGAGAAACCAUAUUUGCGAAAAAAGCUUUUGGAACUUAUAAGGGAGGAAAAUCAUCAGAUCGCAGUUCAACUAGCUGUUUUGGUAUCAAAAAUUGCACGGAUUGACUAUCCAAGGGAAUGGCCUGAGCUGUUUUCUAUUCUCAUACAACAACUUCAAUCAUCCGAUAUCCUUACUACUCAGAGAGUGUACAUGGUUCUGCAUCGUACUUUGAAAGAGCUAUCAACUAAACGCCUGACUGCAGAUCAGCGGAACUUUGCAGAGAUCACUUCCCAGUUUUUUGAUUAUACGUGGCAUCAUUGGCGUAGUGAUAUGCAAACUAUUCUCCAUGAGUUUUCUGUUUUUGUUCAAUCUCCGGUUGGAACUGUUUUUUCAUUUGAACGUCAGCAAGCACUACAAUUGACAUGUGAGAGAUGGCUCCUCUGUUUGAAAACAUUACAGCGAAUGCUAAUUUCGGGUUUCCAAAGUGAUGCAAGAAGUGUUCAAGAAGUUUUGCCAGUUAAGGAAGUGUGUCCUUCAAUGUUGCAAGCGGUCCAAUCAUUACUUCAGUAUCGGUCUGCUUUUCAGCAAGGUCAUGAGAGUUUUUGUGCUUUUGCAGAUAGGGCAUGCCUGAAAUUAAUGAAGGUUUUGGUUUCAGUGCAGUGUGUACAUCCAUAUUCGUUCAGUAAUCAGAAUGUGCUUCCUUCUAUUUUGGACUUCUGCUACAAGCAAAUCACUGAUCCAGAGCCAUAUAUUGUUUCAUUUGAAUCUUUCUUGAUACAGUGUAUGAUUUUGUUUAAGUCCGUGCUUGAAUGUAAAGAUUAUAAGUCUAGCAAUGCUGGUCGUGUAGUUGGUGAUACAGUUGUUACUUUGGAUCAAGCAAAGAAUAAUAUUGCCAGAGAAGCUGAGAAAAUUGUUAAAUCUCUGAUGGUCGGUGAACGUGUUGCCUUGCUGUGUAAUGUACUUAUUCGAAGAUAUUUAAUUUUUUCUUCAAAAGAUUUGGAAGAAUGGGCUCGUGAUCCAGAAAGUUUUCAUCAUGAUCAGGACAUGAUUCAGUGGACAGAGAAGUUGCGACCUUGUGCUGAGGCAUUGUAUCUGACAUUAUUUGAGAAUUAUCGACAGGUUUUAGCUCCCAUGGUACUUGAUAUUCUUAAGGAGGCAAUGGGUAAUUGUCUUCCAACAGAGGUUGAGAUAACACAGCAAAUGCUUCUCAAGGAGGCCGCUUACAGUGCUGUUGGAAUGACUCAUUAUGAACUUUCUAAUUAUCUAAGCUUCAAAGGAUGGUUUGAAGGAGCUCUUUUGCCAGAACUCCAUAAUACGCAUUCAAACCGAUGGAUAAUUCGUCGCAGGGUUGCAUGGCUUUUAGGCCAAUGGGUAUCUGAGAUCAAGGAUGAGAUCAGAAAACCAGUAUAUUUUGAGUUGCUUGGUUUGCUACAAGAUAAGGAUCUAGCAGUUAAACUUGCAGCAUGCCGAUCUUUGUGUUCUCUUUUUGAGGAUGUUCAGUUCUACGAGGAAGACUUUAUGGAUUAUGUAACAAGAUGCUUGGAGAUCUGUUUUCAAGCCAUGCAGGAUGUGCAAGAGUUUGACUCAAAGGUGCAGAUAUUAAAUUUAAUAUCAGUUAUGAUUGAGCGACUUGGUGGGAAAAUUGUACCAUCUGCAAAUAAAUUAAUGCAGUUUUUUCCUCAGGUCUGGGAUGAAUCAAGUGGUGAGAGUCUCUUGAGAAUUCAAGUCAUACUUGCGAUACAAAAUUUUGUAGUUGCUCUUGGUCUGCAAUCACCCAUGUGUUAUAACAUGUUACUACCUAUUCUACAACAAAGUACUGAUGUGAACAAUCCAGACGAACUCAAUUUGUUGGAGGAUGGAGUGAUGUUAUGGGAGACUACGCUCAGUAAUGCUACUUCAAUGGUUCCCCAAUUGUUGGAGCUUUUUCCAAAUCUUGUAGCUAUUAUUGAGAAGAGCUUUGAUCAUCUAUUGUUUGCAAUGAAAAUCAUUGAGGGAUACAUUCUUUUAGGUGGAGCAGAUUUUUUGAAUCUCCAUGCCUCUGGCGUAGCCAAAAUUUUUGAUGGUGUUGUUGCAAAUGUGAACCAAAAGGGGCUGCUAUCUGCCAUGCCCAUCAUUGAAAUGCUUGUUCAGUUGUUUCCUAGGGAUGCUCCUUCUUUGCUUGGUGGAGUGCUGCAGAAAAUUGUGGUAUUCUUUCUAAGUGGAGGAGAUGAUUCUGAUCCCACAGCAGCAGCAAUAAAGGCAUCUGCAGGUGCAAUUUUAGCAAGGUUGCUUGUGCAAAACAGUAAUUAUUUUGCACACAUGAUUACAGAGUCUUCCCUCUCAGUGAUGCUUCAACAAGCAGGGACAAACCUGGAUCAGAACCUCCUUCUUUGUCUGAUAGAUGCUUGGCUUGAUAAGGUGGAUAAUGUUACUAUUAUUCCUAGAAAGGCUUAUGCAUUGGCUCUUUGUAUCUUGUUGACAUCAAGAGAAUCUCAUAUUCUUGAAAAACUUGACCAAAUAAUCAAUGUCUGUACAAGUAUUCUUGUGGUUGAUAUUGACAACAAUGGAAGUGAAGAAUCUAGUUUUGAUAGCAUACAUUCUGUUGAAAAUCAUGAAGCACUUCAAUCUGGUGCUGCAGAAAACAUAGAUUCCAGAAAGAGGCAGGUAAAAUCAUCCGACCCAAUCAAGAACUCAUCAUUGGCUCAUGUGAUGAAAGAAAAUCUUCAAGCAUGUGCUGCUUUGCAUGGUGAGGUGCCUUUCAAUGCAGCUAUGUCGAGAGUGCAUCCUACAGUGUUGGGGCAAUUGCAGCACUUUUUAAAGACUUAAUAUGAGAGCUUGCAUACUAAUCGAUACAUGGAAAUCAUUCUUUCGAUUGUUCUUCUGGUCUAAGAUUAUGUUUCAACCUUCACCAUUUUAUUCAUAUACCAUUGUUUGACAAGUCCAGUUUGAAACCUAAAGAAAGACGCAGCAGAACAUUCAUUCUUUCAAGUUACAAAAUUCAGGCUGUUUAUAACAUAUCCCUUCUGCUAUGAAAGCAUCUUUGGCAGAAUUGUGUGUCUGCAAGGUUUGCAUUAAUUUUGUCCUCACGAAGGUAUUUUAUUAGAUUGAAAUAAUAAUAUCCAACAAGGUUUUAUAGAAUGAAAUGUGUCAUCAGCCUUGUUUUCCAGAAGGUUGUCAUAAACGAGGAUUUCAAUUCAGUUGAGAUUGAUACUUUAUAAGAAAAUAGCUGUAAUGGUUCGAAUCCAAGAUUAUUAAUUCUAUCUGGCCAUUGAAUAAACACCGAGGUUUCUCAUUCCAGGCUUCCUAUAUAUUUGAUUCAAGCAUAUAGAAUAUCUCUACCUGUUUCUUGUAAUCAGACACUCUAACUUGGUUUUCCCUAUGGUUAUGGGUGAGUGCAAUUUUUCAUUCAUGAUAUUUAAAAAGGAACCUGUUGAAAAUUAGUUCAAAUGUAAAUCAAAUUAUGCGUGAAGAUUUUAAGCUAUUAUGCUGAAAAAAUUUGACGGGCAAGGUCCACUCCCAGAAAUGUCUUGGAGCAGGGGAACUACA